Messenger RNA from Pipistrellus kuhlii (Kuhl's pipistrelle), 930 nucleotides. RefSeq names its product olfactory receptor 145-like. Lineage: Eukaryota; Metazoa; Chordata; Mammalia; Chiroptera; Vespertilionidae. Gene Ontology annotation, cellular component: membrane. Gene Ontology annotation, molecular function: odorant binding; olfactory receptor activity; G protein-coupled receptor activity. Gene Ontology annotation, biological process: sensory perception of smell; G protein-coupled receptor signaling pathway. The record is from RefSeq and is a predicted model, not a curated record.
AUGGUGGCUGAGAAUUCCUCUGUACAGUUUGUCCUCGCAGGCCUGACCCACCAGCCGGGCCUGCAGGCGCCCCUCUUCCUCCUGUUCCUGGGCUCCUACGUGGUCACGGCGGCCGGGAACCUGGGCCUGCUGGCCCUGAUCGGGCUGAGCGCCCACCUGCACACCCCGAUGUACUUCUUCCUCUACCAUCUGUCCCUCAUCGACUUCUGCUACUCCACCGCCAUCACCCCCAAAAUGCUGGCCGGCUUUGUCUCGGACAGGAAUGCCAUCUCGUACGCGGGGUGCAUGACGCAGCUCUUCUUCUUCCUCUUCUUCGUGGUCUCGGAGUCCUUUGUCCUGUCCGCCAUGGCCUACGACCGCUACGUGGCCAUCUGUGACCCGCUGGCCUACGCCGCCACCGUGUCCCCCCGGGUCUGCCUGCUCCUCGCGUCCGGCGUCUACGCCAUGGGGCUGGUCGGGGCCGCGGCCCACACCGCGUGCAUGGCCAGGCUGACCUUCUGCGCCCGCAGCCUGGUGGACCACUACAUGUGCGACAUCCUCCCCCUCCUGGAGCUCUCCUGCACCAGCACCCGCGUGAACGUGCUGGUGGUGUACGUGGUGGUGGGCAUCGACAUCGGGGUGCCCACCCUCACCAUCUUCGUCUCGUGCGCACUCAUCCUCUCCAGCAUCCUCCGCAUCCGGUCCUCCAGGGGCAGGUCCAAGGCCUUCAGCACCUGCAGCUCCCACCUCACGGCGGUCUCUCUCUUCUUCGGGUCCGGGGCCUUCGUGUACCUCAAGCCGUCUUCCCUUUUGCCUCUGAGCCAGGGGAAGGUGUCCUCCUUGUUCUACACCAGCGUGGUGCCCAUGCUCAACCCCUUAAUCUACAGCCUGAGGAACAAGGACGUCAAAGCGGCUCUGAAAAAAACCUGGAGCAAAACAAAAAGUAAAUAA